This is a messenger RNA of Pyricularia pennisetigena, 1086 nucleotides long. RefSeq lists its product as uncharacterized. The transcript is spliced from 2 exons. The record is from RefSeq and is a predicted model, not a curated record. Gene Ontology annotation, cellular component: mannan polymerase complex. NCBI's taxonomy places the organism in Eukaryota, Fungi, Ascomycota, Sordariomycetes, Magnaporthales, Pyriculariaceae. The coding region runs from base 1 to 1086 and encodes 361 amino acids. Gene Ontology annotation, molecular function: alpha-1,6-mannosyltransferase activity. Gene Ontology annotation, biological process: protein N-linked glycosylation.
AUGGCUUUUUGGAAAGAGCCAUCGAUGGGGAUUGCCAACCCAUAUCAUAUGUCGACGCUGUUCGAGCAGGCCACUAAAAACAUUUCACGGCCUCGAAACCGCAAGAACGUUCUUGCGCUCCUCGCCUUCACGACACUUUCAACAUUUUGGCUUUACGGCACCAGAAUCGUGCAGCGGACCGGUCAACUGGUCCAGCAUGGCUUCGGAGCUCCGAGAUACCACAGUCCCUGGGAUGAUAUAUACGCGGCCAAGUCACGCGCGGGCCACCUUAUUCCUCCGAAUAUAUGGCAGGUUAUGCUGCCCAAAGCCUGGGGCGAUGAUACUCCGGUAAAGUCAGACGCCUUGAAGCAGACGGCCUCUUGGUUGGCCAUGAACAAGGAUUACAGAUACACUCUCGUUGGCGAAGACGGCGGAAAGGGCUUUGUCAAUCAUUAUUUUGGAAAUAACGAGACUAUUGUUUCCCUCUUCAACUCUUUGCCCAACGUUGGCAUGAAAUCCGACCUACUUCGAUACUUGCUUCUCUAUGUCGAAGGUGGUGUCUACACAGACACAGACACUGUCGCAUUGAAGCCGAUUGAUCAGUGGGUACCGAAGGCCUUCCGCAACCAAACCCGGCUUGUUGUCGGUAUCGAAUACGACCAGCGUAACGGAGUCAGGUGGGCCGACAUUCACGAUACGAUUCAAUUCUGUCAAUGGACCAUUGCUGCCGCACCUCGCCAUCCCGUCUUCCAGAUGAUGAUUUCCCGAAUCAUUGAGUCUUGGGAACAUUUGAAGCGAAAGUACAACCCUGACGGCCAAACCCCCACAUGGAAACCGUCCGACAUUGAGGUCCUGAACUCGACUGGCCCCGGGGCAUGGACAGACGUGGUCUGGGAAUAUCUGCAGCAGACGGACGACAGCUUAACGGAUCUCAGGAACAUUUCAUACCUGGCUUCUCCGAAAUUGUUCCGUGACGCGCUUAUUCUACCGAUUGACGCGUUCGGCAUGGGGCAACUACAUUCAGGUAGUACCCAUGACGGAACCAUACCCGAGGAUGCACUCGUAAGACAUCUGUUUGGGGGCUCAUGGAGAGAAUAUCAGCGUUGA